Molecule: messenger RNA, 1914 nt
Organism: Planococcus citri (citrus mealybug)
Lineage: Eukaryota; Metazoa; Arthropoda; Insecta; Hemiptera; Pseudococcidae
Product: speckle-type POZ protein B-like
Exons: 2
Coding region: 702-1844 (380 amino acids)
Biological process (GO): regulation of proteolysis; proteasome-mediated ubiquitin-dependent protein catabolic process
Cellular component (GO): cytoplasm
Molecular function (GO): ubiquitin protein ligase binding
Source: RefSeq, a predicted model, not a curated record
AAUACUCGAAGAUCACCGCUACAUGUGUUUUUCAUCUAUACUGCACCCUUACUGCACCUAAACUACUUUCUUCUACAUGUUUUCUUCUACAUCCAACGGACGGACGCGAUAUACUGGGUUAGAUUCGCAAGUAUUUGUCGCCUUACACCAUUAUACUCAUUGUCGUUGAUUGUUUAUGUGUAUCUUUACCAAUCGGCCUGUGAAUAGGCGCUGCAUGUCCAUGUGUGGAGUUUGUAUAAAUGUGUGCGAUAGAAUCACAAGUUGCAAUACGUGGACUCUUUCUCAGUCAGUUUGUUACACACACCAUUGGUUGGUGAUAGUACUGAUGGUGCAUCCUUAUCAUAGUUUAAUUCGUUAUUAUAGUUCGUUAUCAAACGCAAUGUAGCCAAAUCAUCGCAUCGUUGAUAAAAAAAAUUCAGUGCUGAAGUUUUUCAUUACGUAUUUGUUUGUCAUUUGUGUCUGUGUUUUAUACGUUGGAAGUUGGAAUACCUCCAUAUUGAUACUAAUAAUUAUGUUUUGUCUGCGCAUCAACGAUUUUCACCAAGUUUGAAGUUUUUGAAGGCAGUAUCUGCUUCAUCUCCGACUCAGAUUACAAAAAGUUGAAGCUCAGAGAAGACAAAAUCACUGAAGUACGUGCUAUCAGCCCCUAAUAAAUACUUACCAGAUAAAUAAAAUUGGCGAUACAUAAUCCAAAUUUGAUCAUGUCGUCGAAUGAAUACAGCGUUUCAACGUGCACAUCUACCGAAGAUUUCUGGUGCAGUACAGCUGAAUUUCACGAAGCAGAGUUUGUUUGGAAAAUAAAUAAUUUCAGUUCGCUCGACGACAAGGGUGAACGCAUAAAAUCUGAAACAUUCUCAUCUCCUACAAACGAUAAAUUUAUAUGGUAUUUGGAUUUUCACUUCAGAGGCAAACACGAGGAAACAGAUCGUUUUCGUUUAUUUUUAAACCGGAAUAGAAAAAGCGCAACUGAAAGAGUAUUCACAAAAUACACUUAUUCCAUUUUGAAUAAUGUAAAGGAUGAAGAAAACUAUGCAUCGAAUGUUGAGUGUCGUGAAUUCAUCAACAACCACGACGAUGAUCCAAGUUCUGAAGAUAAUGAUGAUGAUGAUGAUGAUGAUAAUUGGGGUUGGGAUGAAUAUCCCAAAAAAAACGAAACUUUCAGAAGUAAAUUUUUGCAAAAUGAUACGUUAACGAUUUCAUUCCAGAUGAUAUUUUUCGAAAUGAACCCCAAAAAUUUAGCUAGUAUGUUUCACCGUUGUAACACUAUUCAUCUCAAACAACUUUCCGAUAAUAUGGCAUCGGUUCUUGAGAAUCCUAAUUUUGCAGACUUCACGAUUUCAGCAAAUGGUAAAAAUUAUCACGUUCACAAAGUUAUUUUAGCGUCACGUAGUACUUAUUUCGCUAAGUUGUUCGAAAGCGGAAUGAAAGAAAAUCAACAAAAUCGUGUAGAAAUUACCGAUGUAAAUGAAGACAUUAUGGGUGAAAUGUUGAAAUUUAUUUACACCGGAGUAUGUGAAAAUUUGGAUAAAUUAGCCGACGACUUAUUAAUCGCUGCUGACAAGUAUGAUAUAGGUCAUCUGAAGAAGAUUUGCGUAGAGUCAAUUUACACCAAGUCUUUAUGUGUAGAGAAUGCGCUGAAUACAUUAAUAUUGGCGGACCAGUAUGAUGCGAAUGAACUUAAAUCAAAAGCGAUUGACUUUAUCGUAGCUAAUUCAUCUGAAAUAAUGGAGUCGGUGACAUGGCAUGAAAUCAUGCCAAUGUAUCCUAAUCUGUUGAUCAGUAUAUGUCAGGCGAUGCGACGAUUCUUCGCAUUACAACUAAGUAGACGUAAUUCUACUGAAUAAUGUCUGUAAUCAUUUUACCUAGUUUUUAUUUUAGUGUUUUUUUAUAACUUAAUCCUGAAUAAAUGAGUUC